Molecule: messenger RNA, 561 nt
Organism: Malus domestica (apple)
Lineage: Eukaryota; Viridiplantae; Streptophyta; Magnoliopsida; Rosales; Rosaceae
Product: E3 ubiquitin-protein ligase At1g12760-like
Biological process (GO): protein ubiquitination; ubiquitin-dependent protein catabolic process
Cellular component (GO): plant-type vacuole
Molecular function (GO): ubiquitin protein ligase activity
Source: RefSeq, a predicted model, not a curated record
UCGAAGCAUAUACAAACAAGUUUGACAGUUGGAUCGUUCUUCUGGUGGAUCAUUGGGUUCUAUUGGGUAUCAGCAGGUGGUCAAUCUUUAGCACGCGCCUCCCCUCAGCUUUACUGGUUAUGUAUUAUUUUCCUGGGUUUUGAUGUGUUUUUUGUCGUUUUCUGUGUUGCACUAGCAUGUAUGAUUGGUAUCGCAGUUUGUUGCUGUCUUCUGUGCAUUUUUGCACUUUUAUAUGCUGUCACAGAUCAGGAUGGAGCAUCUAAGGAAGACAUCGAACAACUUUCAAAAUUUAGAUUCAGAAAAGUUGCCAAUGAGAAAGUUGCCGAUGAUGUACAAGGUGGUGGAACAGAUUCACCCAUCGAACAUGUUCUUUCUCAGGAGGAUGCGGAGUGUUGCAUCUGCCUUUCUUGUUAUGAUGAUGGAGUGGAACUAAGGCAACUUCCUUGUGCCCACCAUUUUCACUGUUCCUGCAUCAACAAGUGGCUUUUUAUCAACACUACAUGUCCUCUCUACAAGUACAAUAUCUUGAAGAGUAGCAGCCAAAACCAAGGGGAAGUGUAG